This is a messenger RNA of Drosophila pseudoobscura, 3807 nucleotides long. RefSeq lists its product as uncharacterized. NCBI's taxonomy places the organism in Eukaryota, Metazoa, Arthropoda, Insecta, Diptera, Drosophilidae. Gene Ontology annotation, biological process: proteolysis. Gene Ontology annotation, molecular function: aspartic-type endopeptidase activity. The transcript is spliced from 2 exons. The record is from RefSeq and is a predicted model, not a curated record. Bases 1229 to 3583 code for a protein of 784 amino acids.
CUAUUCAAGCAAAUAGUAGCGGCAUUCCUGAAAUGGAUAAAGCAGAUGCAGAUCGAACACAGUUGUUGGAAAGGUCCAGAUUUCGAUAACGAACAUGUCGCACGUUGAACACAGAUAUUCCGUCCCAUGGGGGUCUGGCGUUCGGCUACCGCCGCGUCAUCGUGAGCCAAACUCAGAGAGAUCAUCUGCAUGUGUUAGUACUUUUUGUGUGUAUUAUUGUUUUGCUGGCCGCUAGAACUAAAAUUUGAGUUUGGAUUUCGUUUGAGUCUUCAGCUUAUUGAUGGACUGACCUUACCGAAUCAAAAUAAAUACAAAAUGGGCAGGGUGGGUGGUGGUGCGAGACACUUGGGCGUGGGCUAUAAAAUAAAAGCUGUUAUUUGUGGACGGUUUUCUAAGGGUUAAACUACAAAGAGAGUGAGAGCGCUCUAACUGCAAUUGCCCACUCGGAGAACGGCAUCGUUUCAUGCUAGGGCGGCGUAACCUCGUCUCCGAUCACCAAGAAGAGUCUUCGUUUGCGUGUCGACGAAAUCACAACGACAAUUAGCAGUUGCAGCUGGCCGUGCUUACACCCGUAUUACCCAUUACAUUGUACUCUAUACGCGAAUUACGUUUAAAGUUUAAGUUGAUUGAAGUCCAAAUGAAUAAAUCUCGAAUUGUCUAUAUCGUGUAGUACAUUAUUAAACGCAAAGAUUCCCCAGAGCAUUUCUGCUCAACAUUGAAAUCUCGUAUCGAGGAUUUCACAACAUUUUUGGUGGCCCAUGGGGGGAACCGCGUUUAAUUCGUCCUAUCCGCAUAUGAUUCUACCUCGUUCCGCGUUCAGUUAAAUGUACAAAUAAAAUCAUAUUUUAUCAGCUGCAACUGUAAACGGCAAACACACCGCAAACCAACGGUUUAUCCAACAGCCGCUAUCUCUCGCACGAAGCAGGGACAAAGAAGACCAGACGAUAGCUCUGCGCCUGGACAGUAGCCUCACUGCAGCACACAAAACACACCUCAAGCCGACGGUUAGACAGCAGCCUCUCUCUCGUGCAAAGCAGAAACCAAGAGACCAACGAGCGUUCUGUUGCUGCACAUCAUCUCUAGACACAAGGCCUCAACUCAACGCUCACAGUAGCACAGUUUCUGCACUCCCGAGUACCAGAGUAAGUGUUUCGUUGUGGGUAUUUUGUACAAGGUCAAAGAGAGUGCAACUAAGGGUGAGAAAGGUACAUACACAUAUAACAGCAACAUGUCAACAGCCGAGUCCCACGAUCUCGAAGCCGAUCCUCAGGUGGAGAUCGACAAUCUCAGUGUUAUUCAGACAAAUCUCAUUGCGAGGGUUAAUCAAACGGUGCGUAAUUUCAGAAAGGAUGGCGCAGAUCGGAAAACAAAAGCUUAUUUUCAAACGCGCUUACAAACUUUGCAACGGUUCUUAGGUGAAUUUGAGCAAAAUCAUCAACGUUUGCUAAUACUUCGUUGCCCAAGUACGCAUAGUUAUGUGUCCAGCGAAGUGGCCUUUCGCUUUGAUGAAGACUAUACAACAGCAUUCAGCAUCAUAUCAGAGGCCUACGAAAAUGUAUGUCCUAGAGCACCACCGGUACAGCAGAAUCCAGAGCCAGCAAAUCCAUCGGUAUCAUCAGUGCAAUUGCCCAAGCUACCUGUACCGACAUUUACAGGCAAGUUUGUGGAUUGGCCGGCAUUUCACGAUGCAUUUGUUCAACUCAUCCAUAACAACCAGAAACUGUCCGACGUCCAAAGGUUUCAUUUCCUGAAGCAAGCUCUUCCCUCGGAUCGCGACGAGGAUAUUCAGCAGAUGGCGCUUGCGGGAAAUAACUAUGCAACAGCUUGGAGUCUCGUCCUCAAGCGAUACGACAACAAACGGCUGCAGUUUAUGUACCAUAUGAACGGUUUGUAUGACUUGCCACAGUUGACAAAGGAGCAGUCUGCUGAUAUAAAACAUAUGCUUAAUGUUGCGACGGUUUGUCUCAAUGCUUUCAAGAAUCUAGAUGUUCAGCAUUGGAUGGCUCAUCAUCUCACUUCCAGACCGCCAAGCCCGACCCUGCAAGCUUGGGAGCUCCAUCUCGGAAGCUCUGCCGAACUUGCCACGUUUUCUCAGCUACAAUCAUUUCUCAACGACCGACUCGUCAGCAUCGAUGUGUUCGAAAAUCGAGGCCACUCCACGACGCGGACACCUGUGCCGCAGCCUGUCAAUCAAAGGCACCCGAAGAAGGCAGUUGGCAACGUAACAUACAAGGGCAACAGUUUCCACGCCAAGACUGCGGUUGUCGAACACACUCGCUGCCCUCACUGUAGCGACAGUCACAAUCUUCGGCAUUGCCCGGACCUUUUGUCCAAGGACUGCUUUGCAAGGAAAGCCAUCGUCGAUCAUGCAAAGGCAUGCCUCAACUGUCUGAGCCGUUCCCAUGCACUUUCAAAAUGUACCAGUAAAAGGAACUGCACGCAGUGUGGUCAAAGACACCAUACACUGCUGCACUUCCCAACUCCUGCUCAGGUGGCAACACAGCCUCACGCAGCCUCCCACAGCGCUCGUUCCGGUAACUCCUGGCAGUAUACAACGAGCGACUCAUCUGGCAGGGCUACACCUACGCAACUCUACGCUAGGACCCCACUUCCUACUCAGAGCGCGGCACAGCCUCUCCCAGGGGUUCCCAACACUAGUUCCGGUGGUCAUCCACAGUCUGCAGCGACCGACUCGUCUGUGAGAACACACUCUGCGCAACUUGUCUCCGCUACGGCAACGCAUCACGGACCCAGCACUGUCCUUCUGGCCACUGCCCUGGUCACAAUCCACAACCCCCACACUGGCCAAUCAGCUGUGGUACGUGCGUUAGUGGAUUCAGGCUCGGAAGGAACCCUCAUUACAGAGCACACAGUGCAGGCUCUCAACCUCAAGCGGCAUCCAAUUUCGGCAGAAAUCGCUGGAGUUGGGACCACCUCCAAGAACAGGUGUACCUACACUACAGAAUUGUCAUUAAGUUCUUGUACUUCGCAGUUUUGUACUACCAUUGAUACUGCGUUUAUACUUAAAACGCUUACAUCGCAAUUACCUUCAAAAUCCAUCAAAUUGCAGCAAUGUCCUCAUUUGAACGGAAUAGAACUCGCCGAUCCCGGGUUCUACAAACCACAACGGAUUGAUCUUCUGCUGGGAGCGGACGUAAUCCCACAGAUCCUGCUUUCAGAUAUCCGCAGAGGAAAGGAGAACCAACCAAUUCCACAGCACACCCAGCUUGGCUGGAUAGUCUUUGGUCGAGCCACUUCCACACGCUCACACGCUGUCACCAUUAGAUGUCACCACAACAGGCUAGAGAAUCUCGUCCAGAAAUUCUUCGAAAUGGAGCAUCUCGGUUCUGCAAAACAGCUCACACCAGAAGAGCGAUGGUGCGAGGAACAUUUUAAACGAACUCACAUCCGUCAACGAAACGGCAAGUAUUUGGUACGGCUACCACUUAAGCGUUUGUUUGACCCUUCGCAGGUGCUAGGCAAAUCACGUCAAAUCGCGAUGAAUCGAUUCCAAAUGCUUCAACGAAGAUUCCAAGGGCAGCCGGAGCUGCAAGCCACUCUUCCACUCGCGAAGGAGCAUUAGAAAUUCAAAAUCAAUUGAUCGGAGCCUUACGAUCAGCAGGAAUGGAACUUCGAAAGUGUUCUGCGAAUGACGCUUCUCUGCUACAAGACAUACCUCCAGACCAUUUAUCUCAUAAGACACUAUUAGAGUUUGAAUACCAAGAUCCCGUUAAAACCUUAGGCCUCUAUUGGCAUCCACAUCAAGACUAUUUUGGGUUCAAGAUAAAUUUUGAAAUCAGUCACGCA